AUGGCCAUAAGUUCUAUAACCCUAGCUCUCUUGACCCUAUCGGUGUUACUAUUUUCCUUGUCUCUAGGCGUCGUCACAGCAACAGAGUCGCAGCGGAAUGAAACGGAGGUGUGGCGGAUGUACGAGAAAUGGCUUGUGGAGAAUGGGAAGAGUUAUAAUGGUCUUGGAGAGAAUGAGAGACGGUUCAAGGUCUUCAAGGACAACUUGAAGCUCAUCGAAGAACACAAUUCGAAUCCUAACCGGACUUACGAGCUCGGGUUGAAUCAGUUUUCAGAUCUGACGGCUGAUGAGUUUUCAAGUUAUUUACUUGGGGGAAAGAUGGAAAAGACAAGUGUAUCAGCAGAUAUAGGAGAUAGGUAUCGGUACAAGGAAGGAGAUGAUUUGCCUGAUGAAGUUGAUUGGAGGAAGGAAGGAGCAGUUCUUCCACGAGUCAAAGACCAAUAUCAAUUUGACAGAUGUGGAGGUUGUUGGGCGUUUGCGGCCGUUGGAGCGGUGGAAGGUAUAAACCAGAUCAGAACCGGAGAUUUAAUAUCUUUGUCGGAACAACAACUCAUUGACUGCGACAGACCAAUGAGCGAUGGAUGUGAUGGAGGUAUGGCAGGAUACGGUCUUCAGUUCAUUGUGGACAUAGGUGGUAUAGUAACAGAUGAAGAUUAUCCUUAUGUUGGCAAUACUACUGCCACGUCGUGCAGGAACAUUGAGAUGAUAACCACUCGUAAAGUUACCAUUGAUGGUUAUGAGUUUGUUCCUUUAUUUGAUGAAAUGUCUUUGAAGAAGGCUGUUGCUAACCAACCUGUAGCUGUUGGGAUGGACUUCAGAAACAUGAGAGACUAUACACAUGGUGUGUUUCAAGGACCUUGUUAUGAGAAUCAAACCCACAAUGUGGUAAUCGUGGGGUAUGGAACAUCAGAAGAUGAAGGAGACUACUGGCUUAUUCGUAAUUCAUUCGGACCAAAGUGGGGAGAAGAGGGAUAUUUUAGGCUCAAACGUAGUAAUACCCAAAAUUCAACCGGGAUAUGUGGAAUCACAGUGAUGCCAACAUACCCACUCAAGUCGAUCUCGUCAUCUGAUUUAUUGUCUCCCAGUGUGUUUAAAUUGGUUAUUUUGUUUGUUUUUCAUUUAAUUGGUUUGGCCUUGUUUUGA
This is a messenger RNA of Eutrema salsugineum, 1143 nucleotides long. Its product is annotated as probable cysteine protease RDL3. Gene Ontology annotation, cellular component: lysosome. Lineage: Eukaryota; Viridiplantae; Streptophyta; Magnoliopsida; Brassicales; Brassicaceae. Bases 1 to 1143 code for a protein of 380 amino acids. Gene Ontology annotation, molecular function: cysteine-type endopeptidase activity. The transcript is spliced from 4 exons. The record is from RefSeq and is a predicted model, not a curated record.